AUUGAAGUAACAAUUAACGAUGUCAUGUACACAGGUGAGAUAUUCUAUAAUUAUUAUCGAUAAGCCUUGUAUUCUAAAUGAUAUGUAACCGACAAAAAUAUAAAUGUUGCCGACAGUUUCUGUAGAAGUACCAAUAGACACGUCCUUAAAUACAUUUAUUCGUGAAACUGCUAAGUUGAAAGGGACGAAAGCAAUGUGCCACGAAGGAGGGUGUGGCGCCUGCAUCGUCGCCGCGAACAUUCAUGGGGACAUACGAGCCGUUAAUUCUUGUCUCGUUCCAAUUUAUAUUUGUAAUGACUGGAAAAUUACGACGAUAGAGGGAUUAGGGAAUCGGCAAAUCGGUUACCACACGCUUCAAGCGGCUUUGGCCGAAAUGAACGGUUCGCAAUGCGGUUAUUGCUCCCCCGGAUGGAUUAUGAGUAUGCACAGCCUUAUGGAAAAGGGCAAAAUGACCAUGAAAGAAAUUGAAAAUUCAUUCGCUGGUAACAUUUGCCGAUGUACCGGCUACCGACCAAUUUUAGAUACUUUCAAGAGCUUCGCUACUGACGCACCGCCGGUCAUGAAGAGCCAAAUUAAAGACAUCGAGGAGCUUCAUCGGAUAAAAUCGUGCAGAAAUUGUCCGGAAAAGAUGUGCAGCGGUAAAUGCGAGGACAUUGAAAUUAUUUAUAAAUCGAGUAUUCCAAGAUUCAUUGAAUUACAUUUGAAAGAUAAUGUAAGGUAUUACGAAGUUCUAUCAAUAAAUGAAAUAUUUGACAUUCUAAGAAAAAAGAAGCCUAAUGAAUCUUAUGUAAUAAAUGGAGGGAAUACAGCCCACGGUGUUUAUCGAUUGCCAAAGGUACAAAUAUAUAUCAAUAUAAAUAAUGUUGCAGAAUUAUAUAGAAUUGAAAUGAAAUCGGAUACAUUGACUUUGGGUGGCAAUAUUACCCUUGCAAUGGCAAAACGUUAUUUUGAAAAAUAUUUGAAAGAGCCCGGCUUUCGAUAUUUAAAAUUCAUGGCUAGACAUAUUGAUCUUGUCGCAAGCAUACCGAUCAGAAAUAUUGGAACUGUGGCAGGCAAUUUAAUGAUUAAAAACCAGCACAACAAUUUUCCUUCCGAUAUUUUCUUAAUAUUCGAAGCUGCUGGGGCACAAAUACAUAUUCUUGAUUCACUAGGUGCGAAAUCUAUUAUGACGUUAAAUACAUUUUUAAAGACAGAUAUGAAUAAAAAAUUGAUUUAUAGUAUUGUGCUGCCAAAAAUGAGUGAAGAAUAUAAAUAUCAAACAUAUAAGAUUAUGCCUAGAGCGCAGAAUGCACAUGCCAUCGUAAACGCUGGUUUCCUUUUCAAAUUAGACAGUAAUGGCAAAGUAUUGGAAAAACCAAACAUAAUAUUUGGGGGAAUAAAUCCAGAAUUUCUACAUGCAACACAGGCAGAAGAAUCUUUAAUUGGGAAAUCUAUUUUUAAUACCGAGGAAUUAAAAAAGUCUUUAAAUAUCCUUAAUUCGGAACUUAAAACCGAUUAUAUUUUACCAGAUUAUAAACCGGAAUUUAGAAGACUGCUCGCUGUAUCGUUAUUUUACAAGUUUAUCUUGAGUAUCGAUCCAGCUAAGGUGAGUCCCAAGUUACAAAGUGGCGCCGCGCUAUUGCAACGCGAAUUAUCAUCGGGAAAACAAGACUACGACACGAAUAGAAAUUUAUGGCCUAUUAAUAUGCCAGUGCCAAAACUCGAGUCGCUUUAUCAAACUUCCGGUGAAGCCGAGUACAUAGGGGACAUCGUUAUGAAGGAUCAACAAGUUUUUUGCGCAUUGACUAUUGCCGAUGCACCUGGAAAGAUUGAAAAAAUCGAAUGCGAUGAAGCAAUGAAAAUAGAUGGUGUAAUAGCUUUUUAUUCCGCAAAAGAUGUUCCAGGGGUAAAUGCAUUCAUUAAUUCUGCUAAUAAGUUUGACUUUCUUUCCGACGACGAAGUGCUUUUUGCAGAUAAGGAAAUAGCGUUUGCAGGACAAAUAUUUGGAAUGAUUGUCGCUACGUCGCAAAAGAGAGCCGAGGAAGCUGCGUCAAAAGUUAAAAUUAUUUACCCAAAAGGACCGAAGCCGAAGCCCUUAAUCACCGUCCACGACGUAAUAGCGAGUAACGAUAAAACGCGAAUAUCCAAACAAGGAGACAUACCUGCGACACAACCAGCUGGAAAAGACAUAGCGUACAAUAUAAAGGGAUCGUACGAGACUGGACCGCAGUAUCAUUUCUCAAUGGAAACACAAAUAUGUGUUUGUAUACCUGUUGAAGAUGGUAUGGAUGUUUUUCCAGCGACACAUUGGAUGGAUUUAACGCAAGCUAGUGUGGCCAAUGUACUGAAUGUACCAAUUAAUAGUAUAAAUAUAAAAAUACGAAGACUUGGAGGCUCUUACGGAGCGAAACUCACGCGAGGCUCAUUGGUCGCUUGUGCUUGUGCACUCGCUUGCCACAAGCUAAAUCGGCCGGCGCGUUUGGUAAUGUCGAUCGAGGAUAAUAUGCGCGCCGUCGGGAAGCGUGUGCCAUCUUAUACAGAAUACGAUUUAAGCGUGAAUAAAUUAGGCAAAAUUCAGAAGAUGGACGUAUCUUAUUGGGCCAAUAGUGGCUCUACGUUCAACGAUCAGUACAUAAUAGGCACAUUAGAGUUCUUUUUCAGCUGCUACGAUUCAUCGAUCUGGUCUACUGUUGGAUAUAACGUUAAGUCGGACUUACCCUCCAACACAUGGUGCAGAGCACCUGGUUCUACAGAAGCGAUAGCGACUGUUGAAAAUAUAAUGGAAAGGAUUGCCAGAGAAACCAAACAGGAUCCUACAGACGUGAAAAUAAGGAAUAUGAAUACGAAGGAUAAAGAAGUUUUGGAAGUAAUGAUUGCAAAAUUAAAAACCACAACUGAUUAUGAGAAACGACGAGAAGAUAUUGAAAAAUUCAAUAGUGAAAAUCGUUGGAAAAAACGUGGGAUAUCGUUAGUUCCGAUGAAAUAUCCAGUAGUGCUAUUGGGUUCUUAUAAUUCAUUAGUUUCUAUUUAUGGUCGAGAUGGUACGGUAUCAGUUUCACAUGGUGGUAUUGAAUUGGGUCAAGGCAUCCAUACCAAAAUGGCGCAAAUAGCAGCGUACACAUUGGGAAUUGAUCUUAAAAUGGUAUCUGUAAAACCAAGUAAUAAUUUAAUAACUCCAAACAAUUAUGCAACCGGUAAUAGUACUACUACGGAUGCUUGUGGAUAUGCAACCCAAAGGGCCUGUAAAAUACUUUUAGAAAGGCUAGAACCAAUUAAACAAAUAUUAGGAGGAAAUCCUUCAUGGCAGGAAUUGGUGUUUACAGCACAAGCUAAAAAUGUUGAUUUAUGUGCCUCCUUCAUGUUUACGGUAGAUCAAGAGCUUAAGCCUUAUCCUUUAUACGCUGUUGCAGUAUCGGAGGUGGAAGUGGAUGUUUUAACUGGUCAGCACCUGAUCCGUCGAGUAGACAUUUUAGAGGAUACGGGCGUUAGUCUAAAUCCCAAGAUCGACGUUGGUCAGGUAGAGGGCGCAUUUGUUAUGGGAAUUGGCUACUGGACCUGCGAAGAUUUGAUAUUCGAUCCCGAAACCGGAGCUUUGACAAAUUAUAGAACUUGGAAUUACAAGGUGCCCGGAGCGAUGGAUAUACCUAUAGACUUUCGAAUUUCAUUCAAUCGUAAAGUAAUAAAUCCAGUUGGUAUACUACGAUCGAAAGCUAUAGGUGAGCCUCCAUUGUGCUUGAGCUGUUCAGUUCCAAUUGCAAUUCGUCACGCUCUGGAUUCGGCGCGAGCCGAUGCGGGAAAUAAAGAUGUCUGGUAUCAAUUAGGUUAGUAUAAAUGUAUUUAC
Molecule: messenger RNA, 3820 nt
Organism: Ceratosolen solmsi marchali
Lineage: Eukaryota; Metazoa; Arthropoda; Insecta; Hymenoptera; Agaonidae
Product: xanthine dehydrogenase/oxidase-like
Exons: 21
Coding region: 104-3805 (1233 amino acids)
Molecular function (GO): iron ion binding; 2 iron, 2 sulfur cluster binding; FAD binding
Source: RefSeq, a predicted model, not a curated record